Molecule: messenger RNA, 2781 nt
Organism: Mixia osmundae IAM 14324
Lineage: Eukaryota; Fungi; Basidiomycota; Mixiomycetes; Mixiales; Mixiaceae
Exons: 2
Coding region: 40-2679 (879 amino acids)
Biological process (GO): regulatory ncRNA-mediated post-transcriptional gene silencing
Cellular component (GO): P granule; cytosol
Molecular function (GO): 5'-3' RNA helicase activity; RNA binding
Source: RefSeq, a predicted model, not a curated record
GUCAAACUGCGUGACACGUCACCGUCACUGUUGCCAUCGAUGGCUCACCCACCACGGAGCCACAAUGGCCUGGUACAAGAGCGGGCAGGAGCGAAUCGGUUCGCGAAAGCCUAUGUUCCUCGCUGGCUCCGCGACGUCAAUCUUGCGCCCUUCCCGCUGAUUGAUCCGGGCGUGCUUCCUGCGGUUGACUGGCGUGCCUGGAAUGGAUCUCUGUGCCCGUCGUCGAUGCUCGAAGCUUACGACGCAGAGAGGGCGAACCGCCACGCGAUUUGUGCAGAUCUCUUGACCCAGUUCAAAGCCAAGUAUGACAUCGGCAUUCUGCAAGAAGCUCGACCAAUGCCCGUUUCGUCGCCUCAGACGAGCGCAAGAGCAGCCUGGGCUCAGCACGACAGCUCACGUAGCUCACAAACUCCUUCGCCUGCCCCUCCUGCUGUCCAGACUCCGAGUCUCGCCUCGCAGACAACAGCAACGACGGCUGCGACGAGCAUAAGGUCCAUGUCACGAUCCCCAGGCCGGCUUGUCCAUCUGCCCACUCUAUCGCAAGAGCACUACGGUCUCCGCUUUCUGAGCAUCCUCCAUGAAGAGUUCAGGGCCAGAAAGGAAGUGCUCACAUCGGCAGAUAUAUACAUGACCACUCUCGAGGUUGAGCAGUUGCCCGCCUCUGCAAUCUCGCCGGCACGACAGCUAUAUGCAUUUGAUGCAAAAAACAUUCGCGAGGGUUGGCCACCCGUCGAGAUUGGUGACAGAAUCCUGCUCCGGCAGCUCUACCCGGAGCAUCUGACCGCUCAAGGUACCUGCUUCGCUGCCAGAGUUCACGCCAUCUCGCGCGUCCAAGGCCGAGUCAUCGUUCGUUGCGAUGCCCUUUUGCAGAAUUGGGUGUCUGGCUACUUCAACGUCCAGUUCACGCCCCAGUCGCAGUACUUUUCUGCAAUAGACGAAACGCUCCAGCUCUACCAGUCCCUGCUAGACCCUUCACACUUUCCCCUUAGUCAUUACCCCGGGGGUCCCAGUCCAGCUAAGCAGGAGCAAGCAAGAGCUUGGCUGUUCCCGACAGAGGAACUUGCAUCCCGAGUAGGAUAUAGCAGUCUGCAUUCGCUCGAGCGGUGGCGAGACGAGCAUCUCAACGCCGAGCAAAGGCGAGCGAUCACAGAUGUUACCCUGCGCACCCGGCGAGUGCCCUAUCUAAUCCAUGGCCCGGCCGGAACAGGCAAGACCAAGACGCUGGUUGAGUGCGUUCUUCAGAUACUCGAACACGAUCCUAACGCCCAUCUGCUCGUCGUCGGCUCCAGCAACCCUUCUGCCGACACGCUCGCUAAACGCUUGCGAAGCCACCUUGAUCCUUCUGUCAUGUUGAGACUGCAAGACGCAAGCAGGCCUUUCACAGAGGUCGUCGAUGACCUCCUCAUGUUUGCACAUAUCGAGGAUGAUCGCUUCGCUAUGCCAUCCUUGCAAGCUCUGCUCGCCAAGCGCGUCAUCGUCACAACCUGUCUGGACGCCCAGAUGCUCCUCCACGUAGGCUGUACCAACGGCCUAUUGCAACAGAUUGAGCGAAAUGUGAUGCGGAGCAUACAUCCACUUGCGCCGUUGUCUAAAGUUGCCCAGCCGCAUUUCACGCAUCUGCUAGUAGAUGAAGCCGGUCAGUGCUGUGAGCCAGAGGUGCUCCUACCGCUAGCCGUCAUGCUACCUUCUGGCGAGCUCGACGAUCGUGUCCGCCAACCGCAAAUUGUGCUGUGUGGUGAUGUCAAGCAGCUUGGUCCGACAAUUGACAGCGAGGAAGCCAGAGCGCACGAUUUCGAUCAGUCACUUCUGGAACGCCUGUCUGAGCUGCCUCUCUAUGCUGAACAUCCGAGCGCGAGAUCCAAGGGAACGAGCCGGACUGGCAGAUCGCCCUUGCCUCCUCGACCCGUGCACUUUGCAGACCUCACCCGCAAUUACCGCUCGCACCCCGGUCUUCUCAUGAUGCCUAGCGCGCUCUUCUACGACAACUCGCUGAGGGCGGAAGCAGCAGAACAGAUCAAAGCUACUCCGUUACUCAGCUGGUCUGGGUUGUCUGGCUCUCACAUACCGCUGUUGUUCCACGGCGUCGACGGCGAAGAAGAUUGGGUCGAUGAGGGCGCGAGCUGGUACAACGUCACAGAAGUCGAUCGAGUUGUGGCUUACGUCAGCUCGCUCUUAGGAAGCUUCAAAGGACGGCUUCAGCCCAGCGAGAUUUCCGUCAUCUCGCCCUUCCGAGAGCAAGUCUGGCGCGUUCGACUGGCGCUACGAUCGCGUGGCCUGAGUCAGGUUGACGUAGGCAAUGUGGAAGCCCUUCAGGGCGCUGAAAACCGUGUCGUCAUCAUCUCUACUGUACGGUCACGACGUGUCGACUUUUUGGCAGACGAUGCCCUUCGAAAUCGCGGCUUAAUCCAUCAGCCGAAGCGUCUCAACGUUGCGAUCACAAGACCAAAAGAGUUGCUGAUCAUUGUCGGUAAUGGAAAAACGCUGAUCGAGGAUGUAUGGUGGCGCAAGAUACUUCAAUUCUGCCAGCGUCACUCGCUCUAUCGGGGAGCCAGCUUUCCGGGCCUCGAAUCUACUGAACUAAACGAAAUAUCGCUGCUUGAAGAGACAUACCAGACGAAUCCAGACCACUUCCGAUCGCUCGUCUCGUCGAUGGCGAGGACAACACUUUCUUGCGAAUAGAUGAGUUAUCAGGCAAGAGUGCUCUGCAGAGCGCUGAGCACCGUGUUGUUGUACUAUGACGAGCAAGUCCUGCAUUGCAGACAGCAACAUGAUCAAUAGGUG